Molecule: messenger RNA, 1842 nt
Organism: Argiope bruennichi
Lineage: Eukaryota; Metazoa; Arthropoda; Arachnida; Araneae; Araneidae
Exons: 2
Coding region: 1-1842 (613 amino acids)
Source: RefSeq, a predicted model, not a curated record
AUGGCUGAUGAUCAAAGAGCAAAAAUCAUAUCUCUUAACAGAAAGAGAGGUAGUAUAAAAUCCUCUUUAACAAAGCUGAACUCUUUUAUCGAAACGGAUGAUUCAAAGGACUCAAUAGUGUAUCAAACCAAACUGGAUAAUCUUCUCAAGAUUAAACAAAACCUAGAACAGAUUAAAGAAGAGUACUUCGUCAUAGCCGAGGAUUCCGAAUUACAAGAAUUGGAAGAUUCGGUAGAAGAAUUAGAAGAAGAGCGCGAAAGACUAGAGAAUAAUAAUUUAGAAAAAAUAAUGGAACGAUUUUGGCAAGUCGAAACAUUACAUGAAAAUCAAUUUUCUUUAAGUGAAGAUUCAAUUUAUUGUGAGAAACAUUUCAAGCAAACAUACAAACGCAAUGAGGAAGGUAGAUAUAUUGUGGAAAUGCCAAUAAAGGAGAAUCCCCCUGUGUUAGGUGAAUCAAAACAAAUAGCGCGAAAUCGUCUAGACAGUUUAAUUAAAAGGCUAAACAAAAACCCGCAAAUGAAAAAGCUCUAUUCUGAAUUCAUUGAGGAAUAUGCAGCUCUUGGUCACAUGGAAAGAGUAAUGGAAGAUGAAUUACCAGAAACUAAUUAUUUUUUACCUCAUCAUGGAGUCUACCGGGAAGGAUCUACAAGCACCCCUCUAAGAGUAGUCUUCAAUGCUAGCUCCCCUAGCUCUAAUGGAGUUUCAUUAAAUGAUUUAUUGGGUAAAGGUGAUGUUGAGGACAUUUUUGAAUUAAUAUUAAGGUUCAGGACACACAAGUUUGCCUUUACAUUUGACAUUCAAAAGAUGUUUCGUCAGAUUUUAGUUGUGCCACAUCAAAGAGACUAUUUACGAAUUUUAUGGUUUGAUGACAGUUCCCAUCAAGAAGUAACAUUUAGAUUAAAAACUGUGACAUAUGGCACUUCAUGUGCCCCUCAUCUUGCCGUACGCACCAUUAAACAAUUAGCUUUAGAUGAAGCGUCGGACUUUCCGUUAGCAUCGGAAAUGGUUUUACGCGACCUUUACAUGGAUGAUGGGAUUACAGGUGCCCCGGAUAUCCAAACUGCUCAAAUUCUACAACAACAGCUGAUAAAAAUGUUCGCAAGAGCAGGAAUGUCUUUACAUAAAUGGACUUCAAACUCACAGGAACUUUUAAAUAGUUUUCCAGCUUCUAAUCCUGAAAACACUUUUCCCAUAGAUGAGCAGGUCUCAAAGGCUCUUGGCAUGCAUUGGAAGCCUUUCGAGGAUUUAUUCAUAUUCACAGUCAAGUAUGAAAAUGAAUCUAUGCUCACGAAACGAACAGUUCUCUCAAUCAUUGCAAGACUCUACUACCCCUUGGGUCUGCUGGGACCAGUUAUCUCUAAAAUGAAGAUUUUUCUCCAAAAAUUGUGGUUGCAAAAACUUACAUUUGACGACCCUCUUCCUCCAGCCAUUGGUAAAGAGUGGAGUCAUUUAGUUCAAUCCCUUAGGGCUCUUGAGCUGGUAAAAAUCCCAAGAUGGAUUUUAAAUGAAAAUCCUGUAAAAUUAAUUCUUCAUUGUUUCUCAGACGCCAGUGAAGCCGCAUAUGGAGCAGUUAUUUAUCUACAGUGCAUCAGUGCCAAUGAUAUAGUCACAUCUAGACUUGUAUGCAGCAAAUCUCGAGUCUCCCCAUUAAAGACUGUCUCCAUUCCCAGAUUGGAACUUUGUGGAUGUCUUCUCGCCGCUCAACUAAAAGCCAAGGUUGAAAAAGCUUUACAUCUACAAAUUGAUAGCGCAGUGAUGUACACAGAUUCCUUAUUUCCUUACUAUUUCCUUAGCCUGGAUUCAAACACCACCACAUCGUCUCAAGACAUUUGUUGCAAAUAG